UCUUAACCCUCCCAUUCAUAAAAAGCCAUUUCCCUCAUGUAGUCGCAGCGCCGUGUCAGAGAGAGACACAGAGAGAGAGAGAGAGAGGGAGAGAGAGAGAGAGAGAGAUAGAAGAAGAGUGAGACCGUGUUCAGCGCUCGGUGCUGCUGCUCCGGACGGCUCUCUGCCGAGCUUUAACGGAACUAUAUCUCUGUGAUAUCGGACUAUAACGGCUGAAGAAGGACAAUGAGUUACUUGGAGAAGCGAGACUGCUAGAUGCUGACCUGAUCUCGGUUUGGUGUAUGUGGGACGCAGCCUACAGAUGGAGUCAAGGGUUCCUCACCACAUUCCUGGAGUCUCCUCCUCCAUUAUGGUGCAGCCAUUGCUGGACAGUCGGGUGCCUUACGGGCGACUCCAGCACCCACUGACCAUCUAUCCCAUUGACCAGAUGAAGUCUUUACAUGUGGAGAAUGACUAUAUCGACAGCCCUGCAGUGGUCUCGCAGCAGCCACCGAGCCACAAGGUAGCCACCAGGGGGCAGGAGGUUCUGCUGGUGGGAGCCCAGCACCACCCUCACCUGCCCCGCUGCGAGGCUCCAGAUGCCACCACGCACCCCUGGAUCUCCUUCAGUGGCCGACCCAGCUCCAUCAGCAGCAGUAGCAGCACCUCUUCCGACCAGCGGUUGCUGGAGCAUGCGGCACCCACCCCUGUGGUGGACCCUUAUUCUGGCGGAGGAGGCCAUGCCAGAAACCUGGGAACAGAGCAACCAAAGCUGGUGGGCUCCAAGCCCCAGGACUCGAAGACAGGGGUGGCCUUGCCGGCUGAGAAAAACCAUAUGCCCCUGUGCGAGAAGUGUGGAAAAUGCAGGUGCACGGAAUGCACGUUGCCCCGGAACCUGCCCUCAUGCUGGGUGUGCAACCAGGAGUGUCUGUGUUCGGCCCAGAACCUGGUGGACUCAGCCACCUGCAUGUGCCUUGUCAAGGGCGUUUUCUACCACUGCACCGAGGACGAGGACGAGGAGGGUUCCUGCGCAGACAAGCCGUGCUCCUGCUCGCAUUCAAACUGCUGCGCCCGCUGGUCCUUCAUGGCCGCCAUUUCACUGGUGCUGCCCUGCUUGGUGUGCUAUUUGCCCGCCAUGGGCUGCGCCAAGCUCUCGCAGAAGUGCUACGACAGCCUCAGUCGUCCGGGCUGCCGCUGCAAAAGUGCCCAGGCCUGCAAAGUGGCAGAAGCCAAGGCCUGUCCUCUAGAGAAGCAGGCCUCGUGAUGCCAUGCCCAGCAUGAAAUGUACAAAGGAGGACUCAUGAGCAGAAGCUGGUAGGACCUUCUCCAGCACUCGUGUACUUCCCCGAAAUCACGGUACUUAAAGGGUUCACGCUUGAUCCUCAUGGCAUAGGCCAGCUAGAACGACUAGCACAAGUCAUAGCACCUGGCCAUAAAAUGCUACAAAGAGAAGAAGCCCAUUUGUUUUCCUGUUGGGGUUCUUCUCUGUGGCCUGUGGGAUCAAAGUGUUCUGCCAUUUCAGCCUCUAGUUAAAACACUCGCCAACACAGAAUGCUGCAUUAGAGCAAAAUGUCUGUUUGAAAGAGUCCAAUCUCUUUUCUUUCUGUUUAUUUUCCCUUUGGGUGGCUUGGAACAGUCAAAGUAAAUAUCACCCGUAGAAGAGCAUUCUAUACUCUGGCAAUCCCUCUCCAAAUCUGGCACUGGGAAAAGGUUGCAGUGCAUUCCAGGCUGAUAACACAUGUUAUAAUCAAAAUAACUAGACUUUACCUCCAUGCCCACUUAUAAGCUUGUUAUAGAGCUUUUCUUCACCCUACUUUUCUGAGGUAAGAACAGGAGGCAGUGUUGUUUGGUCAAAGGAGUUCCUUUAUUGCCCAUACAUGCAUAGUACAUUGGACGUUAAGUAAAAGAGGCCACCAUACAACAUCGUAGAAUAGGAUGUUUGUGAGGUUUGGACGGCAGUUAAGUCACUUUUACAAAUCUAUUCAAAUGCAUGUCACACCGUACAUGAACUUCCACAAUGUUUCUUCCAAAUAUUAGCAGUCUGAGUCAUUGUAGGGAAAAAAAACUUCACCUCAGGGAGCAUAAUUUUCACAUAAAUUAUGUACAGCAUGUAAAAUUCAACUUAACGAGAACUUGCUAGACUAGCAAAGGUAACCAUUUGAGAGAAGCUAUUGCAUAGUGACACACAAAGCAUCCAUAAGCUACAGGAGAAAAAGGGUCAGCAGCAAGCCUAUCUUGCUUCUAUGUCCAGAAUAUGAAGUCUGCCAAUAACACUACCAAUAUCAGUGAGGCACCCAAGAUUAAGGACAAAAGCACAGCAUUAUGUACAAUUUUGUGGUGAAAUUCCUUUAGUUUGCCUUGUGCCAGACCCCCCAUCCAACCAGGCAUACUCAGUGCCCUAGUUUUAGUUUGAUCUGCGUUCACUCUAUGUAUUUUUGUGGUAUGUCUAGAAUUACAGAUCUUUUUUGCCAAAGGAGUACACCAUAGAGCUCUAACUUGUGAACUUUUGUUUAAGUGGGCAUACUUCAUCGUGACUUCUAAGUUCCUAAAGGUACGAAGCUCUGUUUGGGCGCAGCCCCGCCCUCUCAUAUACCGAGCUCCCAACUCAUGUAAUCAAGUGUUUGUACCACCGCAUAUAGAGAGGUUUGUACUCGUCUUCGUUGCACAAAUCAAGGAAAAAAAAAAAAAAGCAGAAAAACACUACUGUUCUUAGUCUUAAAUGUAUAAGGC
Pygocentrus nattereri (red-bellied piranha) is the source of this 2709-nucleotide messenger RNA. It is a transcript of the gene spry4, whose product is annotated as sprouty homolog 4 (Drosophila). The transcript has 2 exons. Gene Ontology annotation, biological process: negative regulation of Ras protein signal transduction; animal organ development; negative regulation of MAP kinase activity. The record is from RefSeq and is a predicted model, not a curated record. NCBI's taxonomy places the organism in Eukaryota, Metazoa, Chordata, Actinopteri, Characiformes, Serrasalmidae. The coding region runs from base 302 to 1243 and encodes 313 amino acids. Gene Ontology annotation, cellular component: membrane; cytosol.